AUGUUUACCAAAGGAAACUUUCAAGUGCCUCUGUUGAACUUAGAAGUGAAGCCAGAGAUUGGAAUGGGAAAUGGGUGUGCAUAUGUUCAGUCAACUGUUUACUAUGUAGAAUUUAUCAAGAAAUUUACAAAUAGCCCUGCAAUUUCUCAAUCUCAAUUUCCGGUAUUCUUGGUGUACCUAGCAGGGCCAUACAUGGGUGUAGCUGGAGCUGUAUUUAUGGGAAAGCCAGUAUGUGAACCCCUUACACCUGUGAUGCCCCUCUUCUAUCUCCCUCACCAUGAAAAAAUAAUAUUGGAGACUGCUUAUGUGGUCAAGGCUUUGAAAAUAGCCCUUAUCAACUUGGAAACAUUUUAUGAUCAGCUAAGCCAACACAGCGAAAUAAUUAGAACUAUCAGCCAUCUUUCCCAUGUUUCAACAAAGCAAAUAUUGGAGAGUCUAUUGCCAAUCUCACCUAUGGUAGAAAAUCACUACGUUUUUCAAGCAAUAAUGAAAUACAAUAAUGGAUCAUCUCAACAUGUGAUUAUCAAGUUUGCUAAGAGAUAUUCAGAGGCAUGUCACAAAGAAUGUCAAGCAUUGGGAAUUGCACCAAAAUUGUUUUUCUGUGAACAGAUUGCUGGUGGAUGGUAUGUUGUAAUUAUGGAACAACUAAUGGAACACAAUUCAUUGUUUUAUCUUGCUCAGGACAAAGAGUUCUUAGUGUCAACGCUGAAUAAGGUGAUAGAGUCAAUAAAAAAAAUACAUGUUUUGGGCUUUGUGCAUGGAGAUAUGAGGCUUUCAAACAUCUUGGUUGGUCCUGAUAAUUCAAUAAAGAUAAUAGAUUUUGAUUGGUGUGGCAAGAUAGGGGAAGUUGUCUAUCCACCCCUCCUGAAUCAAGAGAUUGAUGUAUGGCAUCCUGAUGUAAAUGUUGGAGAGAAAAUCCUACCAGACCAUGAUUUGUACAUGCUAAAUACAGAAUUAAAAAAAGUAUGA
Molecule: messenger RNA, 969 nt
Organism: Entrophospora candida
Lineage: Eukaryota; Fungi; Glomeromycota; Glomeromycetes; Entrophosporales; Entrophosporaceae
Source: the annotation of a GenBank genome assembly